UUUUUUUGCACACACUCGACAGGCGUCCUGCAAGCCGAGUCGUUUCUCCGGCCGCCGGUUCCAGCCCUCCAACCUGCAAGCCCGGGCGCUCCGUCGAGGAAGAUGCCGGUGUCCUGGGACAGCUUCCCUUCGUUGCCUCCCAUUCCGGAGCAGAGGGAGAACCCGGCGGCGCCUGCCUUUGCCUGGGAGAAGAGCGCCUACAAACAAGAAGCGGCUAGUCGCACCGCCAGGCUGGAGAACUCCGAUUGCGAGUCCCUGGACAGCAGUUUGAGCUCCGAAGGAGAUGCCCCGGAAUAUCUGGAUGAAGUGUCCUUGCCAGACUUCGAUUUGCUAAACGAUCCUGAGGAUGAGCUCUUGUGCGCCAAUCUCAUGAAGCUCAUCCAGGUCACUCUGAACAAAGCCAAGCUCUACUCCAACCGCCCCUCCCGCCUCGUCAUGCCCAAUGAGCUGGUCGCCCAAGUGAGCAAGGAGCUGCUCCACCUGGCUUACCGAGAGCCCUGUGGCUUGAGGGGAGCCCUCAUCAAUCUCUGUGUGGAACAAGGAAAGGCGUGCCACAGCGUGGAGCAGAUUGCUGUGGAUCCAAACCUGGUGCCUACUUUCCAGCUGACUCUUGUUCUGAGACUGGAUUCCCGCCUGUGGCCUAAAAUCCAGGGACUGUUUAGCUCCGGGUCUGCUUUCUCUCCAGGCUUCAGUCAGUCCCUGAAGCUUAGCACAGGCUUUAGGGUCAUCAAAAAGAAGUUGUAUAGCUCUGAACAAUUGCUCAUAGAGGAAUGUUAAAAAUAUCCUCUUAGGUUGGACCAACUGAGCAUUUACUCUUUAAGUUGGGGCCAUUCCCAGCCCAAACUGGGGAGGUAUGUUACCUAAAGGGCUAUGGAGCAUAAGCUGAUUUUUCAAGAAGUGGUUGUCCCUCUAGAACCACAGUAGGUUAGAUUAGAUGGAAAUUUGUUUUACAGCAAUAGUGGGAGAUAGUCUGAAGAGAAGGCAGAAGGCAACAUUUGACUGUAAGAACAGCACUCUGCUACUUAACUCUGACCAGCAACAAAGCUCACUCCUGUGUAGGCCUGGAUACACUAUGCUAGCUUUAAAGUCCUUGUCUGCCAAUGGGAUGACUUUCUCUUACUGAUUUAGCAGUAUUUUUUUUCCUGACAGCUGAUACCUUUACAGCAGCAGGGCUGCCGCUAAAGAUAGAUGAAGGUUGCCUUUUUUUUUCCCUGUUAAGCUUUUAAAAAACAACAAAUGGGAAGAAAAAAAAAGUAGAUAGUAAUCAAUGGAUGUCUGGUGAAAAUUUGGUGUGUGUUAAUAAGUGUUAAGGUCUAAAGGACCAAGCAUGUGUAACAUUAAUAGAGAUGAAUGUGAAGACGUUCCACUACUGACACUUGGGCAGCUAAAAGAAGGCAGCUAAAUAUAGACUUCUGGCUGAAUGUGGGGGGGGGGGGAUUUAAUCCACUGAGCACCGCUGCGCAACUCCAUUUUUUUGUGAAUGAGACCAGUGGGAGGAACAGGGCAGUAGGUGAACUGAGCCCUGUCCAUGCUUAGAAAUCCUGGGGAUGUAUAAGGGAAGUGUAAGGUGAUGCUAAGAAGUUUGCGAUGGGGGCAGGACCCCUCGCGGUCAGUCUCUGGUGCUUCCGUUGAUUACCGUUUCACGUGAAAUACACUUGAUGUUCAAGUUUUUGAAGAAUUUCUAUGCAACUUGGUUUUUUUACUUUCCUGAUAAAAACAUUUUG
Messenger RNA from Protobothrops mucrosquamatus (brown spotted pit viper), 1724 nucleotides. It is a transcript of the gene DDIT4, whose product is annotated as DNA damage inducible transcript 4. Lineage: Eukaryota; Metazoa; Chordata; Lepidosauria; Squamata; Viperidae. The record is from RefSeq and is a predicted model, not a curated record. The transcript is spliced from 3 exons. Gene Ontology annotation, cellular component: cytoplasm. Gene Ontology annotation, biological process: apoptotic process; negative regulation of TOR signaling; response to hypoxia. Gene Ontology annotation, molecular function: 14-3-3 protein binding. Bases 103 to 777 code for a protein of 224 amino acids.